AUGUCAUCAUUUUUCAAAAGAGUCGACCCAAACGCCCCCGCAGCCAGAAGAGCAGGAGCAGGUGGGCCAGGUGGUGGUCCAGCUGGUAACUCACCUUAUGAGAGGUUACCAGCCGAUAACGGUUCUUAUUCAUCUUUACCACCUCGACAGAGUCCCGCACCUCCUCAACAACAACGAGACCUAUAUGGUCAAUCUCAAGGUCAACCCCAAGGAUAUGGAUAUGAUAGUCCACAGAGAGGACAACAACAACAACCUCCCUUACCACCUCGUAACCCACCUUCAUCGCAACAAGGACCGGGAGGGUAUGAAGGGUAUUAUCAAGAGAAAGCUGAAUAUAGACCUACCCCACCUCAGCAGCCUCAGGCUCAACAGAGGGGAUAUCCACAACAAUCGUCAGGAGGUGGUGGACGAGGAAUGUACAAUAUCGCACCAUGUCCUUCUGAUCCACUUGCUCUGACUAAUCGAUUGGUAGUCAACCCGAAUGAUUUCCCACAAGACGUUGAAUUUGUAUUGAUGAGGAAUAAAUUCAUCUUCUCUAUCGUACGAGACCCCACACAUACACUCCCACCAAGACAUGUCGGUCCAUCGAAGAUUAUCAGACAAUGGGUCGGGCUAUCUGCCGUAGGAGAGACCGUGGAUCUGGAACCUUAUCAUCCUGGAAAUGGAGACUGGGCUAGUACCGUUGAAUUAGAGGUCGGAUUCAGAUUGAAACGAAAGGAGACCUCCGAUCUGUUCGAUAGUGAAGAGAUGGCUGCUGCCUUUAUCAAUGCAUUCCCCUCGCUCCCUCUCACACCUCUACAACCCCUCGUAUUCGAUUACCGAGGUCACGAGCUUAAAGCCACCGUCAGAGCUGUGUCUACCCUUGACGGCAACGAUGGUGGCACGGGUAUAAUCAUGGAAGGUACAGAGGUGAUCUGGGUGAAGGAUCCAGCAAGUGGAAUAAAGUUGAAAAACAGCUCGAAAAGAGGUCCUACCAAUGCUAUCCUCGCACCAAACUUCAAAUUCGAAGAUAUGGGUAUCGGUGGUCUCGAUACAGAGUUCGCAGCGAUUUUCAGGAGAGCUUUCGCAAGUCGUAUCUUUCCUCCUGGCCUGGUAGAUAAAUUGGGUAUCCAACAUGUCAAAGGUAUUCUGUUGUUCGGUCCCCCUGGUACUGGUAAAACCCUCAUGGCCAGACAGAUUGGUAAAAUGCUUAAUGCGAGAGAACCAAAGGUCGUCAAUGGUCCUGAGAUCUUGAACAAGUUUGUUGGACAAAGUGAAGAGAACAUCAGAAAGCUAUUCGCAGAUGCUGAGAAAGAACAAAAGGAAAAAGGUGAUGAAAGUGGAUUACAUAUAAUCAUCUUUGAUGAGCUCGACGCUAUUUGUAAACAACGUGGAUCGACCAAUAGCGGUACCGGUGUAGGCGAUUCGGUGGUCAAUCAAUUACUUUCCAAGAUGGAUGGUGUAGAUCAACUGAACAACGUUUUAAUCAUCGGUAUGACAAACCGAAUGGAUAUGAUCGACGAAGCUCUCCUUCGACCUGGAAGAUUAGAAGUUCACAUUGAGAUCUCUUUACCGGACGAAGCUGGACGAUUCCAAAUUUUGAAUAUCCAUACCGCCAAAAUGAGAAACAACGGCGUGAUGGCUGAUGAUGUUGAUUUGGCCGAGUUGGCGGCUUUGACGAAGAAUUUCUCAGGUGCAGAAUUGGGUGGUUUGACGAAGAGUGCUACGUCCUUUGCAUUCAAUAGACACGUCAAAGUUGGAACCGUCGCUUCAUUUGAGGAAGUAGAGAACAUCAAAAUCUCGCGAGCGGAUUUCAUGCAUGCCUUGGAUGAGGUACAGGCAGCUUUCGGUGUAUCGGAAGAAGAGCUACAACAGGUGGUCCAAAAUGGUAUUAUCCAUUAUUCACAACGUGUUAAUGAUGUACUCAACGAUGGAAGUCUGUUGGUCGAACAAGUUAGGAAAUCAGACAGGACCCCUUUGGUAUCUGCUUUAUUACAUGGUCCAUCUGGUGCCGGUAAGACUGCACUGGCAGCGACGAUAGCCAUGGCUUCGGAUUUCCCAUUCAUCAAGUUGAUCUCGCCUGAAAGUAUGGUAGGGUUCUCUGAACCUCAAAAGAUCGCUCAAUUGCAUAAGAUCUUCUCGGACAGUUACAAGAGUCCGCUGAGUGUGAUUGUAGUUGAUAAUAUUGAAAGGUUAUUAGACUGGAAUCCUAUUGGACCUAGAUUCGCGAAUGGGGUUUUGCAGGCUUUGGUUGUGUUAUUCGGUAAAAGACCACCUAAGGGUCGAAGACUUCUGAUCUUAGCUACAACAUCCAACCGAUCCAUUUUAUCAGAUAUGGACGUCUUAUCAGCCUUUGAUACCGAUAUACCCAUUGCGCCAAUAACCACCUUGGAAGGUAUCGAUCAUUGUUUGAGAGAAGUGAAAUUGUUCUCGUCGUCUAAAGAUCAUCAGCGAUUAUUAUCGAUCUUACAGGAAUCACACGUCAAUGACUUAUCAAUUGGGGUGAAGAAGUUGUUGACGUUGGCGGAAAUGGCUAGACAGGAUCCUGAUCCGAUUAAUAAGUUGGCGAGUAGCUUGAUCCGGGAGGUUGCUUAG
Kwoniella botswanensis is the source of this 2574-nucleotide messenger RNA. RefSeq lists its product as uncharacterized. Gene Ontology annotation, biological process: SNARE complex disassembly; intra-Golgi vesicle-mediated transport; Golgi to plasma membrane protein transport. Lineage: Eukaryota; Fungi; Basidiomycota; Tremellomycetes; Tremellales; Cryptococcaceae. The transcript has 13 exons. The record is from RefSeq and is a predicted model, not a curated record. The coding region runs from base 1 to 2574 and encodes 857 amino acids. Gene Ontology annotation, molecular function: ATP binding; ATP hydrolysis activity. Gene Ontology annotation, cellular component: Golgi stack.